AUGAGACUACAGCGCUUCGAAGCCCAUACAGUCCUCAUGAUGCCCUUGUUUUGGGGUGUGGGUGUGACCCUCGUGCUGGUACAUACUGUUGACUACUACUACUACUACUACUACUACUACUACUACUACUACUACUACUACUACUACUACUACUACUACUACUACUACUACUACUACUACUACUACUACUACUACUACUACUACUACUACUACUACUACUACUACUACUACUACUACUACUACUACUACUACUACUACUACUACUACGUCUAUUCUAGCCUGUUCUAA
Molecule: messenger RNA, 288 nt
Organism: Alternaria ventricosa
Lineage: Eukaryota; Fungi; Ascomycota; Dothideomycetes; Pleosporales; Pleosporaceae
Exons: 2
Coding region: 1-288 (95 amino acids)
Source: RefSeq, a predicted model, not a curated record